AUGGGUCGUUUUAGGGGUCUUCCCCAACCCCCACCCUCCACAGCAGAUCCGGAGAAGAGGCCGCAGCAACUGCAAUUUAGCGCAAAGGAUCGCUUUCGACCGCGAAUCUUGCUUAUGGCAGUGUUGGUGUCCAUGGGCGGUUUCAUCUUCGGUUACGACACAGGCCAGAUUAGUGGUUUUCUGGAAAUGCCCGACUUCCUCCAAAGGUUCCAUGACACUACUGACCCCGAAACUGGAGACCCUGCCUUCACGAAUGGAAGGAGUGGAACCAUUGUGGGCUUGUUGUCCAUCGGCACACUGCUCGGUGCCCUCGUCGCUGCGCCCGUCGCAGACAAGUUCGGCCGUAAAUACUCCAUCUGCUUCUGGAACAUCAUCUUCUGCGUCGGUGUCAUUGUCCAAAUAGCUACUACCAGCACAUGGUAUCAGAUCGCUCUGGGCAGAUGGGUUGCCGGCCUUGGAGUUGGAGGUCUCUCUGUAUUGACUCCCAUGUACCAGUCUGAAACUGCCCCUCGCUAUGUACGCGGUGCUCUCGUCUCUUGCUACCAACUCUUCAUCACGCUCGGCAUCUUUACUGCCUACUGCAUCAACUUCGGAACAUAUAAUGAUCGGAGUGCGCGCGCUUGGAGGCUACCCAUGGCUAUUGGAUUCAUCUGGCCCGUCAUCAUGGGCUUCGGUAUGCUCACUCUGCGCGAGUCACCCCGCUGGGCCUAUCGUAAGGGCAAAGUCGAGGAUGCGCGUAAGACAAUAGCACUUAGCUACGGCGUCGCUGAAGACCAUCCAGAAGUUGAUCGGGAAAUCAGCGAGAUCAAAAGCAAGCUCGAAGCUGAGCGCGCAGGCGGAGGCAAGCAUCCUUGGUACGAGAUCUUCACCGGACCGCGCAUGGCAUACCGUACCCUUCUGGGAAUCACUCUUCAAGCCCUGCAACAGCUUACAGGCGCGAACUUUUUCUUCUAUUAUGGUACCACCAUCUUCGGUUCUGUUGGCCUGCCCAAUUCGUACGUCACGUCCAUCAUUCUCGGUGCUGUCAACUUUGGCACGACAUUCCCUGGACUCUACAUCGUCGAAAAAUUCGGUCGCCGUCCCUCCCUCAUCUUUGGUGGUCUCUGGAUGUUCAUGUGCUUCCUCGUUUUUGCAUCGCUCGGCCACUUUGCUCUUGACCAGGAGACGCCACAGAACACGCCUGGCAUCGGAUACGCAAUGAUCAUCUUCGCCUGUUUCUUUAUCGCUGGUUUUGCUAUGACAUGGGGUCCUAUCGUCUGGGCUGUUGUCGGAGAGAUCUACCCCUCGCGUUACCGAGCAAAAUGCAUGGCCCUUGCCACCGCAUCGAACUGGGUAUGGAACUUCCUCAUUUCCUUCUUCACGCCGUACAUCACUGGCUCUAUUGACUACCGCUACGGAUACGUUUUCGCCGCAUGCUGCUUUGCGGGUGCGGUUGUCGUGUUCUUUUUCGUCUGCGAGAGCCACGGAAGGACUCUUGAGGAGAUUGAUACCAUGUACAUCUUGGGUGUCAACCCCAUGCAGAGCAAGCACUGGCAGCCACCGGAGGGUGACGAGCUUCCCAAACUUGGACAACACUUAUUUGACGCCUGGAGCGAGGGGUAUCAACAAGAAGCAGGAGGCCAGAGCGCCAGAGCAGAUGAGGCAGGAGCGUAUGGCUGUGCCUGUCUCGCCGGGAUUUGUUCCUGA
This is a messenger RNA of Didymosphaeria variabile, 1686 nucleotides long. Its product is annotated as hexose transporter hxt5. Gene Ontology annotation, biological process: carbohydrate transport; transmembrane transport. The record is from RefSeq and is a predicted model, not a curated record. The transcript is spliced from 2 exons. Gene Ontology annotation, cellular component: plasma membrane. Lineage: Eukaryota; Fungi; Ascomycota; Dothideomycetes; Pleosporales; Didymosphaeriaceae. Gene Ontology annotation, molecular function: carbohydrate:proton symporter activity. The coding region runs from base 1 to 1686 and encodes 561 amino acids.